UCGAAAGCAGAGGCAGUUGCACCUUGGUAUUCGUUUAUUAAUUUAUUGUCAACAGCACUGUUGUAUUAACAUGUGAUUGUAUAAGGAGACACAGUUAAGAUUAUUUGAUGUUCGAAAUGUAAUUUUCAAGUUUAAUUUUAUUGUGUUGUUGUUGUUUUCAAGAAAAAAAACGUCAUUAAAGGAGGGACUGUUUAACUUCAGUUAAAAUCGAAAGUUUCGAGCCAAAAUGGAAGAUCGUUACGUGGCGUGCAUGGUUUUAAGCGGAGUAGGGGGCGCACUAGGUUGCAAGGGGGGAAAAUGGGAGUCAUGCAAAUCUGGUGAACAAAUUCACGAGGAAGUCAAAGGUAUGGGUGGAGUGGGACUAAUCGAAGUGACACCCCAGGACUGGCCCGUUAACUGCGGAACGGUCAUGCACAUUGCAACCGCGAAGGCAUUAGUUAAAGAUAACAAAACUGACGAAGAGCUUUGUGUUUCUUUGGAUAUGGCCUACAAAGAAUCCGUAAAUGAAAUAGCUGGUCGUUCUCCUGAUCCUCGCGGCGGUGGUUGUGGUGCCGCUAUGAGAGCAAUGUGCAUUGGUCUCCGUUACCCAAACAAACAGGACAUUGACAAUCUUAUAAAGGUCAGUGUUGAGGCAGGUCGAAUAACCCACAAUCACCCCACCGGAUAUCUUGGGUCUUUUGCAGCAGCACUUUUUACCUCAUACAGCAUCCAAGGAAAACCCAUACGAGAAUGGGGUAAAGAGAUGAUGGGUCUUUUGCCUAGAGUUCAAGAGUACGUUAAACAUGUAAAUGUUGACGUGAAGGAGCAUUUGCAAGCGUGGGACUACUUUAAAAUCCAGUGGGAAGCAUAUUUGAAAGCACGAGGUAUAACGGAAGGCAAUUCAGAUCCAAUAUUUCCGAAAGUUUAUGGAAUUAAAGAAAGAGACGAGUUUUACAAGGGUUUGAGUUUUGCGAGUGGACAUGAUGCUCCUAUGAUCGCAUAUGAUGCAUUCCUGGGUUAUGAUGGCACUUGGGAAGACUUGUGCAGUAGAUCGAUGUUCCACGGCGGAGAUAGCGACGUUACAGGGGUAAUAGCAGCGGCGUGGUACGGAGCAAUGUUUGGAUUUAAGCGGGUUCCUAAACCUAACCAUAAGAAUCUGGAGAAAAGAAAAGAGCUUAUGGAGCUUGCUCAGAAAAUAUAUAGCAGUAUAAUACCAAUCAUACCGCAGCAGGAUUAUGAAAGUCCAACGUACAUCAUUCGAAAGAGUGCAUUGGUAAACAUUUUUACUUUAGAUAAAGCCGGGUCGAAAUACCAGCGUAACAAUGAUGUCGACUACGAGAGUUUAUAUGAUUUCUUCCGACGCCGAUUUCGUCUGCCACCUGCAAUUGUUAAACAUGGCAAUGCCACCUACAGCGAAAUUACAGCGUGCAUUGAACGUAUUGAUGGUACCAAACAUGAUGCAUUUUUCUUUAUAUUCUUGUCCUUUCUUGACGAAAACAAAUCUACAAAAGGAGAUACCACAGGCAGUCUUUCUGUGAAAUGUCAUCGAGGAGAAUCAAGAGGGCCCGUACAAGUAUCAAUCUUGCCUGCAGAAUUAAUAGGCAUGGUGAAGAAAAACCAAUCACUGGCGUUAAAGCCGAAAAUAUUUAUUUUCCAAGCAGAUGAUAAUAGUAUCCUGCCGACAAAGAUGAUAUCAAAGGGAAAAACAACCUCAGAUGUGAAAGUCACAAGCAGAAAGAUACCCACUGAUGCUGAUCAGUUGGUGAUUAUAUCAACCCUGCCACAAAAACUUGCCAAUCUGUUUGAGACAGAAGCACAGUUACCUGCAUCCUCCGACAAAGGCGUUCAUGCGCAGCCAUCGGAAGAUGGCAAAUCUAAAAGACAGAACAGUACGCUCCAACAACCAUUGAAGAAUCCGUCUCUGUUAAUCAGUGCGAUGAUAAAGAUCCUCGGGUCAAACAACGAUAAAGAUGUCUUCGAAUGCACUCCACUUAUCAAUGGAGAGGUUAUGAGGAUAAUAGAAACUCUCCACAUUGACAUGAACGAUGUACCAGGUGGGGAACUUCCUGUUCCUCUGGUGUAUUCUACAUUAACCAAAUGCCUGAAUUUCUUCAACGAAAGAGACUAUGAAUCUGGACUGUAGUUCUAAACGUGGUUUGCUGUAGCCAACAAGAGACACAUAUCAUAUUAAACGUAGAUUUCCCAAAUAAUAUGUAUAUUUGAACCAAAAAUCUGAAAUCUGAACCAUUUAAUGUGUUCUACCAUAUUAAAUACUGUCCACAUUCAUGUGUGUUCUCGACUCCUAUUUAAUUGCAUGGCUGAGUUUGCGAUAUAUAUAUGAAUGUGAGUUGAGGAAACGAAUCAACUGGAUUACAAAGUGAGCGAUCGUGUACGCCAUAAAGAACUAUAGGAAAUCCCACUUAAAGGGCGUCAUUGUCAAUGUGCAUGUAAACAUUGGAUGUGUUCUUUCAACAUGUGAAGUGCCCAAUAAACCGACGUCGAAAGCACUUACUCAAAUUGUUCCCUGACAUCAUGUCAUACUUAUUGCUGACAGGUCGGAAAUACUUUACUAGCAGUUUAAUGAAAUUGAGUUUGAGACAACCAUUUCAAACAUCUGGAAAAAUGGUAUCGCACAAUUAAGAUGUUAUGUUGCUUGAACUGUAUGA
Dreissena polymorpha is the source of this 2645-nucleotide messenger RNA. Its product is annotated as inactive ADP-ribosyltransferase arh2-like. Gene Ontology annotation, biological process: proteolysis. The coding region runs from base 227 to 2122 and encodes 631 amino acids. Gene Ontology annotation, molecular function: cysteine-type endopeptidase activity. The transcript has a single exon. The record is from RefSeq and is a predicted model, not a curated record. NCBI's taxonomy places the organism in Eukaryota, Metazoa, Mollusca, Bivalvia, Myida, Dreissenidae.